Molecule: messenger RNA, 4894 nt
Organism: Gadus morhua (Atlantic cod)
Lineage: Eukaryota; Metazoa; Chordata; Actinopteri; Gadiformes; Gadidae
Gene: paplna
Product: papilin a, proteoglycan-like sulfated glycoprotein
Exons: 27
Coding region: 280-3924 (1214 amino acids)
Biological process (GO): extracellular matrix organization; proteolysis
Cellular component (GO): extracellular matrix
Molecular function (GO): serine-type endopeptidase inhibitor activity; metalloendopeptidase activity
Source: RefSeq, a predicted model, not a curated record
GAGUUACGGGGGCCCGUAAUUGCCCUAUACGCUCAGUGAUUACAGGAGCCGUGAGUGCGCCGCCACUGCAGCAGUAGCACACAUUGAUCCGCGAGUUGUUCCUCCUCCUGUGCGCUUCCUGUCGAGCCCCCAGCGCAGGGAGCGGGGACCAGCCUGCCUCCCGUCCUAUAUCAGGACCACCUCCACACAGUGUGGGCCACACCGGGUUCCUCUGAGUCCGCCCCGAGGAGCUUUACCAGGCGUUUAGCAGUCCCGUGGAUCGCGAUCAUCACUUACAAAAUGCUGGUGUCCCUGGCCAUCCUCCCGCUGCUCCUGGUACCAGCACUCACGGUGCCCACCGGAGACAACUGGGAGCCCUGGGGGCCGUACGGAGAAUGCAGUCGCACCUGUGGCAGCGGCGUUACCAUGAGAACCAGACGCUGCAUCACCCAGAGGACGGACGGCGGACACAACUGUGUGGGUCCCAACAAGUCUUACAGCUCCUGCAACGUCCAGGACUGUCCGGAAGGUUCCAGGGACUUCCGUGAGGAGCAGUGUUCUCAGUUCGACGGGACCGACUUCCAAGGCAAACGCUACAAGUGGCUCCCCUACUACGGAGCGGAGAACCCGUGCGAGCUGAACUGCAUGCCGCGCGGGGAGAACUUCUUCUACCGCCACCGCAGCUCCGUGGCCGACGGGACGCCCUGCCACCCGGGCCGCCGCGACGUCUGCGUGGGCGGAGUCUGCAAGCGUCUGGGCUGUGACCUCCUCCUGGAGUCCACCCAGCAGGAGGAUGCGUGUCUUCAGUGCGGGGGGAGCGGCCAGUCCUGCCGCCGCGUCCAGAACACCUUCUCUGUCCAGAGCCUGCCCAACGGUUACAACCAGAUGUUCAUCAUCCCUGUAGGCGCGACCAGCAUCCGCAUCACAGAGACCACGCCCACUCGCAACUACUUCGCCAUCAAGAACCUGCGGGGGGAGUACUACCUGAACGGCCACUGGGUCAUCGAGUUCUCCCGCUCCACCCCCGUGGCCGGCACCGUGCUGUACUACCAGCGCGGACCAGAGGGGGGCAACACGCCCGAGACCAUCAUCGGCCGCGGCCCCACCACCGAGCCCCUCGUCAUCGAGAUGAUCAGCCAGGAGCCAAACCAGGGGGUCGAUUUUGAGUACUACCUCCCCAACGGACGCUCCCGGCAGGGGUACUUCUGGAGCUACGGCUCCUGGGCGGCCUGCAGCAAGGAGUGUGGAUCAGGCUUCCAGUCCCGUCUGGUGUUCUGUGCCAUCGAUAACGAGGUGUUCCCCGACUACCUGUGCGCCUCCCUGCCCCGACCCUCGAGCAAUCGCACCUGCAACGCCCAGGCCUGCCCCCUGACGAACAGCUGGACGAUGGGGGAGUGGAACACGUGUUCGGUCACCUGCGGGGGGGGCUCCCAGCUGCGCAGCGUCCAGUGCGUGUCCCAUGAUGCAUCUGGGCCCCGCGUGGUGGAGGACGCCGUCUGCGCGGCCUUCUCCAAGGCCCCGCCCACUCUGCAGACCUGCAACAUGCAGAGGUGUGCAGAGUACAGCGUCAGCAGCUGGAGCCAGUGCUCGGUGUCCUGCGGGGCCGGGGACCAGACCCGGGAGGUGACCUGCGUGGGGUCCGGGGGGAUGAGGCUGGAGGAGGCGGCCUGCAGCGCCUUGCCCCGCCCCCUCGCCACCCAGGCCUGCCAGAUGGCGCCCUGCCCACGCCGCGCGAUUGGCUGGCACGUUGGAGACUGGGGACUGUGCUCCCGGAGCUGCGGCGGGGGUCUGAGGGACCGCCGGGUGAUGUGCGCCGACGCCGACCGGAACCUGUACCCCGUGGAGCAGUGCUCCGCCCAGCCCCAACCGGCCGCCGCCGAGAGCUGCAAGAGCCAGGCCUGCCGCCGGCCACAGCUGGUUCCCAGCGUUCAGGACCCCACAGGACAUGACCACACACAGACCGGAUUCACCCCCUACGUUCCAGACGUGCCCACCACAGGCCACGGCUCAGCGACCGGCACCGUGCACGACCCCCACAGCUCCGCCCCCGCCAUCCACUGCAGCCAAUCACAGUACGGCUGCUGCCCUGACGGACGCGUGGCGGCCGGCGGGCCCCGCGGCCUCGGCUGUCCCCGGGUGCAGGAGCUUCCGGUGGCCCCGCCCACCGACGCCCAGCAAUACUGCACCGGCACCAGCUAUGGCUGCUGCCGUGACGGAGUGACCCCGGCUCAGGGCCCCAGCAGGGAGGGCUGCCAGGAGCACGCGGCAGCCGCACCGACCGCGGCGGUGGCGGCGUCCCUCCCCACCACCAACGCCCUGCAGUGCCGCACCACCGUCUUCGGCUGCUGCUACGACCGCGCCACGCCCGCGGGGGGGCCCAACGGAGAGGAGUGCCCCGCCCACCACCUGGAGCGCACCGUCUGCACGCUGCCCAAGGCCGCCGGCUCCUGCGCCGACUGGACCGCCCGCUUCCACUACGACGUCAUCGCCGGCAAGUGCGUCCACUUCUGGUACGGGAACUGCCACGGCAACAACAACAAUUUCCUGACCCGCGCCGAGUGCCAGCAGGCGUGUCCGUCCGGACCGGCGUCGGCCCAGUGGACCCCGGGGCCCGCCCCCAUCGGCCCCGCCUCCAGGGGCCCCGCCUCCAGACCUCCAGCAGGGGGCGCCACCUCCGUCUCUACCUCCACCGCCGUCGGUGGCGGCGGCGCCACGCCCGGUGUGGGCCGCGACAUGGGGGGGGUCUUCACGGCCCCGGGUGGGGCCGGGGUCACCCGGCAGGGGGGCAACGCCGCCUCCCACGCACACCGCGCCCGCCUCCACCUGCGCCCCCGUCGGCCCACCUUCGGGACCGCGGCGCAGAGCGCCGGCCCGGCAGCGAGUCUGACCCUAGGUGGGGGUGUGACCAUCGACCCGUCGGACCCGUCCCGGGUGGAGGCCCUGGUGGGCCAGACGGCGGUGCUGCCCUGUAGGGUGAGCCCCCCGCCCUCCUCCACCCUCAUCGUGGAGUGGCGGCGGGACGGAGAACCGCUCUCCACCCGCAGACACCACCAGCAGCCUAAUGGCUCCCUAUUGGUCGGUCCGCUCAGCAUGGCCGACGCCGGGUGGUACCUGUGUGUGGCGACGCAGGACCGAGAGCGAGACCACCGAUACAUCUACCUGUCUGUCUCAGAGGGAUCUCAACCCAUUCCAACAGACCCACUCCCGGGUGACGGACCUUCACCCAGGUUCAGCAUCCAGAGCUCCGCCCCCUCGGUGAUGGAGCUGCGGUCCGGCCAGACGGCCACUCUGCCGUGUCACAUCCUGCCGGCCUCCGCCCUCUCCUCCGUCACCAUCCACUGGACCAGAGAGGGACACACACUGACGGAGUCCAGAAUUACCCAGAAUUCCGAGGGCACGCUGACCAUUGGCCAGCUGAGGUCAGGUGACUCAGGGGUUUACACCUGCACAGCGUCCAAUCAGAAGCAGCUGGAACAGAGACAGCUGCAGCUCAGGGUGAAAGCCGACCUGCGGAUCACCACGGCGCCCACCAACGUCCACGUCACCCAGGGCGACACCGCCGUGCUGCCCUGCGUCGUCUCCGGGGACAACGUCAACGUCGGCUGGUCCCGGAACGGCGUCCCGGUGCGGGCCGACGGGGUGAAGGUGCGGGCGUCGGCCGACGGCAGCCUGGUGGUGAGCGACGCCCAGCCGGCCGACGAGGGGACGUACACCUGCAACGCCUACACCGGCAUCUACUCCGUCAGCGCCGCCGCCGAGGUCAAGGUCACGAGGAGGAGCCAGCAAGUGGACCUCCCCCCGGACUGCGUGGACCAGCCCGACCUGGCCAACUGUGAGCUCAUCGUCUACGCCCGCCUCUGCUCCAACUCCUACUACUCCAGCUUCUGCUGCGGCAGCUGCACCCGCCACGCCCGCUCCACCCGCAGGGCCCAGCCGCGGGGCUAGGGCCCCCAAGACCCCCCAGGACCCCCCCAGGACCCCCCCCCCAGGACCCCCAGGAUGCUGCUUACCUCUGGGGGGGGGGAUGCUGCCUUCACAGGAUCCCAUUGAAAAGACUGAAGGUACCGCUCACUAGGGUCGGAGGUCAAAGGUUGCGGUCCGACCAGCGGUGGGACAGCAGGCGUGGCUCCGUAGAGACGCUGAGACGGGGUUGGGUUUACACAAAACAAGGGAUCAGCGUAGCGAUGAGGGCCUGGUGAAGUCAUGUCUUCAUAAGUAGAUUGUAAAGGUCACUCCAGGUCAGAUGGGGGGGGCUAGAGAUGGUGAGGGGGGGGGGGGGGCAUCUGGGGUCAGGAGGCGGUGGGGUUUGGGAGGGGGGGGUCUUGGGAAACCAGGAAGAUAGCGUUGCAUUUCGAGCACGAACUUUGGAAUCUGGACGGCGUAAAAAGAAACGUAUCAUCAAAGACAUUCGAAUUAUGAAGAUGUUGAUGUAACUGAGAACCUCAAAAUGAGUAGAAAACUACUGAUUAACCUGAAAUUGAGUAGAGAAAUACUGGUUCUCAGUCAGCAGAAGACUACAUCAUCUACGGCAUAAACUCUGUUCAGAGUGUAUUUGAAGACGAGUACAUGUCAUGGACAGCCUUCCUUCUCACUGUCGCCCCCAUCUGUUCAGUAGAGGUUUAUCACACUUUUCAAAGCAUUGGUAUUUUAAAGAGGGCGCUGUAUGUUUUAUUCAGAUUAAUUAAGUUAAUGUGGUAAGUGUGAUUGAUUCAUUUUAUUUCAUUUGAAAUACUCUGCUAUUUGCUGCACUGUACGAUUUUAUUUUUAUUAUUAUAUGUUUUGGCUAUAAUGAGACAGUCUAAUUUAAUGGCCAUGCACUGCCACUGUCUUUCUUGAGAACCAUCUUUUAUAUUUUGACUCCAUGUUUCUGUUCAUUUUGUAAUAUUUUUAUAAUAAGAAUCAUAUUUUGAUAACA